Molecule: messenger RNA, 951 nt
Organism: Caenorhabditis bovis
Lineage: Eukaryota; Metazoa; Nematoda; Chromadorea; Rhabditida; Rhabditidae
Source: the annotation of a GenBank genome assembly
AUGCAACCAGCAAACAACGGUGACCCUCAGAAUCCCGACUUUGACGCUGCCAAUCUUGAGCAGCAUUUGUUUUACGAUUUUCGAAAUGGACCACCAAAUCGGCGCUGGAGUUUCAGCGACUCGUCGCUUCCGGGCAUGCCGAUCACUGACAUGCCGAUACCCGUGACGACGGCGACUGGUGCCGUUGUUGCCGGUGGAACGCUUGACGCGAGCCUCGCUGCGUCUGCUGCUGCUGCCGCCUCCUCGCAAAUGCCCGCCUCUUACUACCAUAAUCUCGGCCAGCUCGUGCAUAACCAUUUACAUAUGUCGAACCGCGAAAUAUCGGAUUUUGAUUGUGUUGCGGCCGCUUCAGCCGCCGUCACCUCAGCGGCACCCGUCGCUCCACCACCAGUAGCGGAAAGCGUUUUCAAUCCGGAACCAGCGAUGUGCCGACAGCCGAUUAAUCGCUUCCAUCAUCAUCCAUAUGCCGAUCAUGGAGGUUUGUUCGACAAUGAAUUAUUUGGCAAUAAGGCGCGGUCUGUCUCAGCGCCAACUGUUGGUAAUCAUGCUGCAAAUAUGGAGAUGGGCGCUCGCCGCCGAUUCCGCACCAACUUCACCGAGCAUCAAGCAAUGUUUCUGGAGGACGCAUUCAGAGAGUCGCACUAUCCGGACCACAAAUCGAAAAAGGACAUGGCUACAUGCCUUAACAUUCCGGAGGAUCGAAUUACGGUUUGGUUUCAAAACCGACGCGCAAAAUGGAGAAGGAAGGAGAUGCGCGAGAAGGAACGCUCCCGCGGGGAUUUUCAAGCAUCCUCCUGCUCUUUUGACUAUUCCCCAUUUGGAGGUCCUUCCGAAACUCAAAUGUCUGUCCCAAACAUUCCAAUGAUGACAGGAUUCGCGGACCAUCAAGUGAUGCCUGACUACCCAAUGAAAACCAAAUCUCCACCAUAUCAAUCCUCGCCGGGAAACUGA